Molecule: messenger RNA, 899 nt
Organism: Penaeus chinensis
Lineage: Eukaryota; Metazoa; Arthropoda; Malacostraca; Decapoda; Penaeidae
Product: nucleolar complex protein 3 homolog
Exons: 3
Coding region: 1-705 (234 amino acids)
Biological process (GO): DNA replication initiation
Cellular component (GO): nucleolus
Molecular function (GO): chromatin binding
Source: RefSeq, a predicted model, not a curated record
AUGUAUGUAUGUAAUCCAAACACCAAAUUCCUGCUGGAUUCUGACACCGAAGGUACAAGUGGUAUAUUCCAACCUGAGGUGAAGGAGCCCGAGCACUGCAAUGCAGGUGCAACAGCCUUCUUUGAGUACAGACUCCUCAGUCGCCACUACCAUAACUUCGUUCAGAAAAUGACCCACCAUCUAGUAAACAGCGCCCCCCUGCAUGGGGAGGGAUCCCUGCCCAUCGACAUGACUAGAAAGACACUGCAGGAGCUGCAGGACAUGUUCGACCCUCAUGAGAUGUGCUUCAACCCAACGGUGCCAAAGCCGGAGGUGCACUUGCCCAAGAAGGACGAGCGUAAGAUGACCUCCAAGAAGAACCGGAGGGCGCGGUUCAUCACCCCUUACAUGCAGAAGCAGACAGAGGAGCUCAUCACAGACGAGAACCGGAACCGCCUGUUGGGACACGAGGCCAGCGGAAUGGGCCAUCCCCAUGGACACGCAGCCAAUGGCAUCAACGGAGUGAAUGGAAAGCAGGAGGAGGAGAAUGGGACAGAUGCGCACAUAAAUGAGGAGGCACUGAUCGGCGAUGCAGACUUCUUCAAGGGAAUGAUCUGGAAUAUGGACCUGGCGAGCAUCCCCAGCAGACAAAAUGCAAACGGAGAGCCUGAAGGGAGAUGGGACAAAGAUGUGACGUUAGAAUUAGUGAAGGUAGAAAUUAAAUAAUAUAAUUAAGUUUCUUUAUUCCUAACAUGUUAUGUUUUCUUUUUUUUUCCUUUUUUUUAAUUCUUUUUUUUUUUUUACGUUGGAGGGAGUUGAGUUUUUGCAGUAUAUAUUUAUAAAUUAUGUACUAUGAACCAUUGGAAUGUGUACAUAGUUUUACUUUUUGUACCUAAUACAAAAGAAAAAUUAUAUACAAA